Molecule: messenger RNA, 4742 nt
Organism: Monopterus albus (swamp eel)
Lineage: Eukaryota; Metazoa; Chordata; Actinopteri; Synbranchiformes; Synbranchidae
Product: fibrillin-1
Exons: 8
Coding region: 36-4742 (1568 amino acids)
Biological process (GO): cell-matrix adhesion
Molecular function (GO): calcium ion binding
Source: RefSeq, a predicted model, not a curated record
AGGGAGGGCUAUCAUGUCAUUGUAAAGCUGGCUUCAUGGGUAAUGGCUUCCAGUGUACUGAUAUUGAUGAAUGCACUAACCCAGGGCUUUGCCAUUGGAAUGCCACCUGCUUCAACAACCCUGGGUCCUAUAUGUGUACCUGUAAUUCUGGCUAUAAGGGCAAUGGAAACUACCUAUGUCUUGAUGUAGAUGAAUGUUCAGUGACUCCUCUUAUCUGUUCUUCCGCACUUGGCUACAGAGGCUGUAAAAAUCUACCAGGCACUUAUCAGUGUACAUGCAGCAGUGGCUUCGAAAGUAACGGGCAGAGCUGUGUAGACAUCAACGAAUGUGAAACCAAAAUUUGCAGUGUGUACGCAAAUUGUGCAAACACCAUUGGGUCAUACCAGUGUACCUGUAAAAGUGGCUUUGUAGGAAACGGGCUGACAUGUGCAGAUGUAAAUGAAUGCUAUGAAAACAAUCUGUGCGACCACAAUGCUGCUUGUAUCAACAGGCUGGGGAGUUACGAGUGUUCCUGUCGGGGAGGUUUUGUAGGGGAUGGACGUGUCUGCUCUGACACUGAUGAAUGUACAACGCCCAACAUCUGCCCAUCUCCCACUGUCUGCAUCAACACUGCUGGGUCAUAUUACUGUGAUUGUGGCACUGGUUUCAUUUUCAAUAACUCCAAGUGCCAGGAUAUGAAUGAGUGUGAGGCAGGCCUCUGCAGCCCCUACGCAACCUGCACAAAUUCGCCAGGCUCCUUCGUUUGUUGGUGUCCAGCAGGGUACAAAGGAGACGGCUUCAGCUGUGCAGAUGUGGAUGAAUGCUUGCUGGCUAAGCAGUGCCACUCCAAUGCCCUUUGCACUAAUCUUCCUGGCUCCUACAACUGCACCUGUCGGGUGGGUUAUUCUGGAGAUGGGGCAAUCCUGUGCAAUGAUGUGAAUGAGUGUCUGGUCGAUAAUGGAGGAUGCAGAAACAAGGCUACAUGUUUCAACAGCCCAGGUUCCUUCUCUUGCCUGUGCCAGCCAGGCUUUGUCUUAAUUAACCACACUGUUUGCCAGGAUAUAAAUGAGUGUAAGGAAAUGAACAGUACAUGUAGAGCUAAUGAAGAGUGCCAGAACACUGAGGGGUCAUAUGAGUGCCACUGUCAGGUCGGUUUCUACCGCCCUGUCAAGAACAUGGACUGUGUUGAUAAGGACGAGUGUAAAGACAAUCCUUGCCAUAUAAAUGCCACAUGCCUCAACACCAUCGGGUCCCACACUUGCACCUGUAAACGAGGUUUUUCAGCAAAUGGCAGCAAAUGUGAGGAUAUAGAUGAGUGUUCGGCUAUGGGUACCUGCGACCCAAGGGCACUAUGCACCAACAGCAUAGGGGACUUUGUCUGCUCAUGCCAACAGGGUUUCAAAGGUGAUGGCUUCUUCUGUCAGGAUGUGAAUGAGUGCACCCUCUCUGAGACCAUCUGCCCAGCCUUCUCAAAAUGUAUCAACUCCCCUGGCGCUCAUGUCUGUUCAUGUUUGAAUGGCACAGUUGUCUACAAUGGCACAUGUGUGCCACCCAGUCCAUUGUGUGACCCUGCCUGCCACUUUUAUGGCCUGUGCCACCGUUCACCUGCUGGAUAUCAGUGCGUGUGUGACCUGGGUUAUGAGGGUGAUGGGCUGUCUUGCUCUGAUAUAGAUGAGUGCCAGAUGGAAACCAGUUGUUCUAAGAAUGAAACUGAGUGUGUGAAUAGCCCAGGAUCAUUUUCCUGCAUCUGCAGGAAAGGAUACACCCUCAAUGGAACACAGUGUCUCGAUGUGAAUGAGUGUGAGACAGGGCAGCAGGAGUGCAGCAAGUUUGCCCAGUGUGUCAACACAAUUGGUAGCCAUUUCUGUUUCUGUCUCAAUGGCUUCACAGGUGAUGGGAAGAACUGCUCUGACAUUGAUGAGUGCCAUGUCCAAAAUGGAGGAUGCCAUCCACUCGCCAGCUGCAGUAACAUACCUGGAUCUUUCUACUGUGCCUGCCCACCUGGCAUGGAGGGCAAUGGCUUUGACUGCCAGGAUGUGAAUGAGUGCAAGCAGAAUUCCACUCUGCUACACAACUGCAGCACCAAGGCUUCGUGCCUCAACACAUAUGGGUCCUACAGCUGCCGGUGCCAGAAUGGAUACCAGGGUGACGGCUUUGUUUGCCAGGAUGUGGAUGAAUGUCAGCUGACCACAACCUGCAGCAGCAACAUGACGUGCAGCAACACCCCCGGUUCAUUCAUUUGUUUUUGUGCCUUGAACCUGGAGUAUGACAUUGGCACAUGCGUGACAGAAGACACUUGCCUGAAUGCUAGUAAUGUCUGUCACCCCCAGGCCGAGUGCCACCCAUACAUGGGUUCUUUCUACUGCGGGUGCAAAGAUGGUUUUAAAGGAAGUGGUACUAACUGCUCGGAUGUAGACGAAUGUGACCAAUCACAAGAUCAAGUCUGUCCUGCCUUCUCCCACUGCUUCAACUCUCCUGGCUCCUUCUUCUGUGACUGCUGGGAAGGGUUUAAAAAAAAUGGGACACACUGUCAGGAUUUAGAUGAAUGUGUGACAAGAAACUUUAGCUGUCCUGACAACAGCACCUGCUAUAACACAGAAGGGGGCUACAAAUGCAUCUGUGACCCAGGCUUCUCAGGCAAUGGCUCCCUGUGUGUGGAUGUAAACGAGUGCUCCCUCGGCCUCAUCCAGUGCCCUAAUUUCUCCCGCUGCCUAAAUACAAUUGGAUCUUUUGUCUGUAAGUGCUGGGACGGUUACCAAGGCAACAAGACUGACUGUGAAGAUAUCAAUGAAUGCCUAGACAACUCUACCUGCCCUGAACAUAGCACCUGCAUCAAUACCAAUGGAGGCUACCUGUGUCUUUGUGACAAUGGAUUUUCCAGUGUGGGUGACUUGUGUGUAGAUGAUGAUGAGUGCGGUGACAUAAAGUUGGGGGAGCUUUGCACUAAUGGGACAUGUAUGAAUACUAUUGGGUCAUAUUACUGUGAGUGCAUGAAAGGAUUCUGGAGCAAUGGGACAGAGUGCGUGGAUGUAGAUGAAUGCUCAGACUCCUUCAACUCUUCAGUGUGCCAACCCUAUUCCACAUGUGUCAACAUCCCCGGAUCUUACCGUUGCCUCUGCAAAGAGGGAUUUAUUCUGAAUGGUACUACAUGUCAAGAUAUAGAUGAGUGUCAUGACCCGCACAGCACCCCAUGCCCUAAGCACUCAUUAUGUAACAACAUAGCAGGGUCUUUCUUCUGUCUUUGCUCUCCUGGGUAUGAACCCAUUCUCUUGGGCUGUGAGGAUAUCGACGAAUGCAAGGACAAUGGCACUUGCCGCUUUGACCAGGUGUGCACCAACCUGCCUGGAACGUACUAUUGCUCUUGUCCGUUGGGGUAUCAUGAAGAGAAACAGGAAUGUGUUGACACUGAUGAAUGUGAGAUCUCACCAUGCCACCCCUUGGCACGCUGCUGGAACUCUCCUGGCUCCUUUUCAUGUCACUGCCCUCAGGGCUUCGCUGGAAAUGGCUCCUGGUGCAAAGAUGUGGAUGAGUGUGUUGCCCUGGCCAAACCAUGCCACCGUCUUGCACGCUGCCACAACACCCAAGGGUCGUUUAUAUGUGUGUGCGUGCCCGGCUUCAUAAGCAUUGGGCUGCUGUGCGUAGACUUUGAUGAGUGCCAGCAGGCUAAUGGGCAGUGCCACCCUGCUGCCACCUGCUCCAACCAUGUAGGAGGUUUCAAAUGCUCAUGCAGUCGUGGCUGGAAAGCCACCAAAGAAAACGGUCAUGGAGUAGAAGGAUGUGUGGAUUUGGAUGAGUGUGUCUCUCCCAUGGCAUGUCCUGGACAUACAUCCUGUACAAACCUGCCAGGGUCUUACAGCUGUUCCUGUCCCAUAAAUGGCACAGUGUGCGGAACGAUGAUGGCUCUGCAGGAGAGCAUCCUGUACCCCUUUGGAGUAGAGGUUGGUGAUAAAGAAGUAAAGGUGGACUCAGAAGAUGGAAAUUCACCAUACAUAACACCACCAAUGGGUUUCCCUUUUAUGGGGAAAUUGUAUGACAGGGUUUAUUUUUCUGACAAUGGCCUUGUCCAGUUUCAGUCUCUCACUGAGAAUGAGCAGUACCUGCUCCCUGCUCCUUUAGCCAGUGGUUUCCCUGAUGACAUGAAUGUGACUCUAUUGGCAGCGUUCUGGGAUGAUGCCAACCUCACCACUGGGGCUGGACAACUGCUCUAUCAGGAAUACUUUAAGAUGGAUAAACCAAAUGUAUACUCCCAGAUAGUGUUUAAUCGCACAGCAGAUGAGGUGACAAAGUUUGAGAUGCAGCGAGGCAAGCUUCCUUUUACUCCUGCCUGGGUCCUCAAGAUCACUUGGGAUCAUGUGAUGCCUGUCUACUUCCAGAAUAUCAACUUCUCAGAGACUAACACUUUCCAGUGUAUCCUGACCACGGAUGGAGCACGCUCUUUUGCCCUCCUGCGAUAUGGGGAGAUGGGCUGGGGUCCUGGCCAGAGGCUGUAUCAUGAUGCCCUCAUAGGCUACACAAAUGGAAAAUUCACCUUUAAGGAGCCCACUGUUCCCCCAGAAAACCUUUUUGGGCCUGGGGGCAGAUACAGGCCACAGCAGGUGAAAGGGACCUUGGGGAAGUUAGGACAGCUGAUUUAUGAUUUGACAGGACCAGUAGGCUCAGACAUGGAUUCUCAAGUCCAGUGCCAAGUGUGGGCAGUAAAGGAGCCUGAUCCUGCUGAGUGGACAACGGGGUUGUCUUCAUGUCCCUGCACCCGAUACUGCUGA